This is a messenger RNA of Budorcas taxicolor (takin), 429 nucleotides long. It is a transcript of the gene TAL2, whose product is annotated as TAL bHLH transcription factor 2. The record is from RefSeq and is a predicted model, not a curated record. The transcript has 2 exons. Gene Ontology annotation, biological process: regulation of transcription by RNA polymerase II. NCBI's taxonomy places the organism in Eukaryota, Metazoa, Chordata, Mammalia, Artiodactyla, Bovidae. Bases 112 to 429 code for a protein of 105 amino acids. Gene Ontology annotation, molecular function: protein dimerization activity; DNA-binding transcription factor activity, RNA polymerase II-specific; RNA polymerase II cis-regulatory region sequence-specific DNA binding.
GCUGAGCCUUGAUAUGUGAUGUCCCGGACACCCAGGAGCAUCUCCGAGGGCCGUCUUGACAGCUUCUGAGUUGGGGUGAGCGACUCCUGGAAACCUGGCAGGAACUCCAACAUGACCAGAAAGAUCUUCACCAACACCAGGGAGCGGUGGAGGCAGCAGAACGUCAACAGUGCCUUUGCCAAGCUGAGGAAGCUCAUCCCCACUCACCCUCCAGACAAGAAGCUGAGCAAAAAUGAAACACUUCGCCUGGCCAUGAGGUACAUCAACUUCCUGGUGAAGGUCUUGGGAGAGCAGAGCCUACAGCAAACAGGAGUGGCCGCUCCAGGAAACAUUCUGGGCCUUUUCCCCCAAGGACCCCACCUGCCAGACAGGACUCUGCUUGGUGACUACCAGGUUCCAUCAUCCGGCUCAAGCCACCACAUUCCGUAA